CAAGAAUCAUGCAAAAUAAGGAGAUGGGUGACCUCAGAAUCAGUUAGUUCAGUUCAGUUCAAUUUUGCAACCUUUGACAUUAUUGGACAUGGCAGACUGAGAAUCAUUUAGUUUUCGAACCGAACCAUGGCUUUGGCGUUCGGUUCACUGGUUCCUACGAACACCAACACUUUGUGUCUCUCUCUCACACCACAACCUUUGAAUAAUCUCAUCUUCAGCACCAAAAACCAUACUAAGUUUAUGUUUUGUGGCAGAGGUGUUAGCUAUGGAAACACUUUGUCUUGUUCAGACCAAAGAGCUUCUACUUCCAUUGCCACUAUUGUUUGUUGUGCUGCUAAUAAACCUUCUUCUUCUGAAAUCAGCUCUACAGCCAAGAUAAGGAGCGAAGUUCUGUCUCCGUUUCGCGCUGUUAGGAUGUUCUUUUACAUUGCUUUCAUUGCAAGCGGUUCUCUUGGGGGAUUCAUAGCGGCCACACAACUGCUCGGCGCAUUGGCUAACCCCUCAAGAGCAUCCCAGGUUGGUGACAUCCUAAAGGGACUUGGCAUUGACAUUGGAGCAGUGUCUAUCUUUGCUUUCUUGUACUUGAGAGAGAACAAAGCAAAGAAUGCUCAAGAGGCUCGCCUCUCGCGAGAGGAAAGCCUGUCAAGCCUUAAGCUCCGUGUGGACGACAAGAAGAUCAUACCUGUUAGCUCAUUGAGAGGAAUUGCUCGUCUUGUGAUCUGCGCUGGACCGGCAUCAUUUGUAACCGAGUCUUUUAAGCGAAGCUUGCCAUUCACGGAAGGUCUUAUAGACAGAGGAGUGCUUGUUGUUCCUUUUGUAACAGAUGGAAAUUCGCCUUGUUUGGAGUUUGAUGAGAGUGAUGAGGAGCUUAACAAGAGAAGGAAGAGGCUCUGGCAGCUAGCUCCGGUUUACAUCACUGAGUGGUCUGAGUGGUUAAAUGAACAAAAGAAGUUGGCAGGUGUAUCAUCCGAAUCUCCAGUGUACCUAUCUCUACGCCUAGAUGGUCGUGUUCGCGGCAGUGGCGUGGGUUAUCCUCCUUGGAAUGCUUUGGUUGCGCAAUUACCACCAGUGAAGGGUAUCUGGACUGGCUUACUAGAUGGCAUGGAUGGUAGAGUUCUUUAGAAGUUACUUUUUCUUAUUCUGUUUCUCCCCCUCUACUGGGGAUGUUCAGUUAAAAUUUUAUGGUUUGAUCUCCAAGAUAUAUGCAUAUUAUAUUUUAGCUUUAUCUUAUGAAUUGUUUCUUACGCAAAUGUUAACACCUACACAGAACACGUGGACGUACAAAUUUGAUCUCCACGACUUUUUCCAA
Molecule: messenger RNA, 1309 nt
Organism: Arachis duranensis
Lineage: Eukaryota; Viridiplantae; Streptophyta; Magnoliopsida; Fabales; Fabaceae
Product: protein LOW PSII ACCUMULATION 1, chloroplastic
Exons: 4
Coding region: 127-1122 (331 amino acids)
Source: RefSeq, a predicted model, not a curated record